GGAUUUUUCAGUAUUUAAUGAUAAUUUCUUUUGUUUUUUUUCUUUUAAAACAAUUAAACAUAAUCAAUAUUCACAGAAAGAAAGAUUCUACAAUUGUUUAAUAAAUUUUUCCUGCAUUAUUUUAAUCUACUGAAGAUGGUAAUUGCGUUAACGUCAUGUGGUAAUAAAAGAGAAUGUGUGUUUCUUCUCUUACGUACUGUUGCGUACAUAGGAUGUGAGCCUGUGAACUGUAAAUCUGGUAAAUUAGGUCAUCUGACAUAGUUUUCAACUUCAGUUAUGUUGUUUUAUAAUUUUUUGUCCAUUUAAUAACAAUAAUUAUCAUCGACAAUGACACAUUCAAUAAACACUAACUCCAAGAAAACUAAAAUUAACCUCAACUUUAUCACAGUCAAUACAUAAACAGUUUGAAUACACAACUUAAAAUUUCUGUAAAUAGUUUAAUUUCUAUUUUUAAAGUAAACAUAAAUUACUAAACGUAUUUAUGAAAGCUCACAUUAGCAAAUGACAGUGUAAUAACGUGAGAAAAUAUGAAAUUAUGUUUGACAAGUCAGAUGAUGAGAAUUCAUCAGGUGUAAAUUUUAUAAAAAGUAUAUUUUCGCCACGUCGAAAUAAUUUAUUAACGGAUAAAAUUGGUGGAAGUUUAGGACUAAUUCAAGAAUCAAGACCAUCAAAUUUGCCGGCCAAAAAUCCAACUGAAGAAGACUCACAUCGCAAGCAGCAUGAAGCUAUCGUUGAGGCCAUUAAAAGACGUGAAAUACGAGAACUACAGAAGCUUAAAAAAGAAAGAGAGUUGAGACGUAAAGAGGAAGAGAAACUGACAUCUGAUCUACAAAUAUGGUGCAAUCGUAUCUUACCAAAUUUUAAAAUACUCCGAAAUACUCGAGAAGUUCAUGAGUUAUGGUGGCGAGGCUUGCCAUCUGCUAUCAGAGGCAGAGUUUGGAGAUUAGGAAUAAAUAAUAAUCUGAACAUUACUCAAAAAGUAUAUGAAGAGUGUCUUAAGAAAUUAGAAGAUAAUCCCAAUGAAUUAAUUGCCAUAAAGCUUGAUGUAUCACGGACAUUCCCAACUCUACGUGUUUUUCAAGAUGAUGGUCCUCUUUUUGAAUCUCUUUACAGUAUUUUAGGAGCAUAUUGUGUUUUUAAGCCCGAUAUAGGGUAUGUUCAAGGCAUGAGUUUCAUUGGUGCUAUUUUAAUUCUCAACAUGGAGCCUAAUGAUGCUUUUAUUUGUUUAGCAAAUUUAUUAAACAGUCCAUGUCAUAAUGCUGCAUACUCAUUGAAUCAAGACAGAAUGAAUAUUUAUUACAGAGUUUAUAAUGAAUUGUUAUUAUUGAAUUUUCCAAAAAUUCAUUCUCAUUUUUUAUCCAAUGGAUUGACACCGGAUUUUUAUUUAUUAGAUUGGUUAUUUACUAUAUAUGCAAAAGCAAUGCCAUUAGAUGUUGCAAGUCGUAUAUGGGAUAUUUUUAUUCGUGAUGGUGAUGAAUUUUUAUUUAGAACAGCAUUAGGAAUUAUGCAUCUUUAUCAUGAUCAAUUGUUAACUAUGGAUUUUAUUCAUACUGCUCAAUUUCUUAUUAAAUUACCCGAUAAUUUACAAGCAAAUAUUUUAUUUGAUAGUAUCAAUCGUGUAACGAUGAAAAUUAGUAAUUCUACCUUCGAACAAAUGGUUUUAAGUGUGCUAUGAAUAUUGUGUAUGUGAAAAUGUGAGAAUGAAAUUCGUAUUUAAUACUCAAUAUUUUUUUAAUCAAUGUAAGAAACGAUAUGUUGUAAAUGUCUUAUGCAAAAGAUCAAUUUAUUCUUUACGAUCAAAUUUUCAUUUAUUUAAAGAAAAAAGACAAAAUAUAUAUUUUUAU
Messenger RNA from Chelonus insularis, 1844 nucleotides. RefSeq names its product TBC1 domain family member 12-like. Lineage: Eukaryota; Metazoa; Arthropoda; Insecta; Hymenoptera; Braconidae. The transcript is spliced from 2 exons. The coding region runs from base 536 to 1675 and encodes 379 amino acids. The record is from RefSeq and is a predicted model, not a curated record.